AUGGAAGGUUUUGUUACAGCGUCAACGAAUCAGGAACAUUUGUGUUUGCAGCGAGGUACGAGUGAGUUGCAGAGGUAUCCCUUUCGACAGUUACAGUAUUCUUCACUGAAUGAACGCUGUACCAUAAUCAAACCCGAAGGUGUCGAAAACGCGAUGAUUCUGCAGUUUCCCUCGCAAUCAGAAAAUGCAGUUUUCCUCACUCAGUUGAAAGAGUUCAACAAAAAUGAGUCGUCGAAAUCCGUUUUCGACAGACGUACUGAAGAAUCAUCAGCUGCGCAGUAUUUCCAGUUCUACGCCUACUUGUCUCAGCAACAAAACAUGAUGCAGGAUUAUAUCCGAACUGCCACUUACCAGAAGGCGGUCUUAUGCAACCCGAGCGACUUUCAAGAUAAGGUAGUCCUAGACGUUGGAGCCGGUUCCGGAAUACUGUCCUUUUUCGCCGUGCAGGGCGGCGCGAAACGAGUUUAUGCCGUCGAAGCAAGUAGUAUGUCGCAACAUUGUGAGACACUGGUGAAAAGCAACGGUUGCUCUAGUCGUAUAGUGGUCAUUUCCGGUAAAAUAGAAGAGAUCUGUCUUCCUGAAUUGGUCGAUGUCAUCAUAUCAGAGCCAAUGGGUUACAUGCUUGUAAACGAACGUAUGCUAGAGACGUUUUUGCAUGCAAAAAAGUUCCUGAGGCCCGGUGGUAAAAUGUAUCCAUCCCGAGGUGAUUUGCAUUUUGCUCCGUUUUCCGAUGAACAGCUUUACUUGGAGCAGAGCUCGAAGGCGAAUUUUUGGGCCCAAGAGUGCUUUCAUGGUGUGAACCUGGCCGUACUUCGUGAACAGGCACUGAAAGAGUAUUUUCGACAACCGAUCGUGGACACAUUUCACGUCGGCGUACUGUCGGCGACAAGUAAGAAGUGGACCGUAGACUUCGUUACCUCGUCAGAAUCAGAUCUACACCAAAUCGACAUUCCAUUUGACUUCAUUCUCGAACAGGCCGGUUACAUCCAUGGCUUGGCUUUGUGGUUUGACGUCGCUUUUGUGGGCACGAAGUAA
Molecule: messenger RNA, 1035 nt
Organism: Soboliphyme baturini
Lineage: Eukaryota; Metazoa; Nematoda; Enoplea; Dioctophymatida; Soboliphymatidae
Source: the annotation of a GenBank genome assembly